Messenger RNA from Linum tenue, 1766 nucleotides. NCBI's taxonomy places the organism in Eukaryota, Viridiplantae, Streptophyta, Magnoliopsida, Malpighiales, Linaceae. The record is from the annotation of a GenBank genome assembly.
UCCCACUACCAUCAGUCACUCUCGAUCACGAUUCACGAAGUUCGCUCUCUCAGUCGCAACAAUGUCCGAUUGCCUUCCUCGCGACGUUAUCACCAGGGAAGUCCUCUUCCGGCUUCCGGUGAUCUCCCUCCUCCGCUGCCGCUCCGUCUGCAAGGAGUGGCGCUCGCUGAUCGACAGCCCGGAAUUCAUAAACCGCCAAAUCAACCACUCCGCCGCCACCACCCGGAACGCCGUCCUCUACCUCCUCGACGAAAGCGACGACGGCCUCUACCCGAUCCUCCAAUUGAGCGGCCUCCACCGUCAAUCCUUCUUCCUGCUGCCUCCCCGAUUCCCUUACCUCCCUGCCAUAUCCCCUUCCCAUCCUCCGUUCAGACCUUUCGCCGAAGCCCCCACCGUCUUCGGCUCCUGCCGCGGCCUGCUCUGCCUCCGCUACAUCAGCACCGACCAGAUCCACAUCCUCAACCCGGCGACGCGAUCGGAGGUGCUCUCUCAGGCUGUUCUGCCCGACGGCUUCAUGACCCGCUACGAGAAAGCCGGUUACUCGAGCUCGGAGCUCGGAGCUCGGAGCUCGGGUACGGAUUCGGGUACGAUUUAGGGUCCGACGACUACAAGGUCGUCAGGAUCUGCCAUUUGAUCGGACAGGGAGGCGAGAAACGGGAAUCGGAGGUGAUUAGCUUUGGGAUUAGGUCGAGAAUCUGCCAGGUACUGAAAAUCCCUUACGUGCUUGCUUCCACUUAUCAGAAAUUGGGGGUUUUCGUGGGCGGGGCAUUGCAUUGGACGGUAAUGGAUUCCUCGCGCUCUAAGUUUGUUGUGGUUGCGUAUGAUGUGGGGCUGAAUCAAUGCCGGGAAGUUCCACAGCCGGCGGAGUAUGGGGAUGGGAAUGGUGGUGGCUACUUCUUGAGCCUUGGGGAAUUGAGGAACUGCUUGUGCAUUUUUGCUAACUACUUGGGGGAGAGUGUUCAUGCGUGGAUGAUGAAGGAGUACGGUGUGGAGAGUUCUUGGACCAAGCUGUUCUCUGUUCCGAAUUCGGGCUUGUCGUAUCAUUUCUCACUGGUGCCUCUAGGGCUGUCCAUGAAUGGUGAUGAAGUUCUGCUGCAUUUGGAUGGGGAAAGGCUUGUUUGGCUUGAAAUGGAGAAGGGAAAGGGUGCUCAAGAGAUCACCAUCCUUGGAUGGGAAGGCGGGGACUUCGGUGCUGCGGUUUGCUUUGCAAGCUUGGUUCCCCCUGAUGGGAAAUUGCCUCCUAAAGAAGUGAUCGUUAGCAAGAAAAAGCAAAAGGAAGUAGUGGCUGAAGAGGAGGAAGAGAACUGUUAUGAUCACGAGUACUAUGAAUGCGACUGUUGUGAUGGAUGGGACUCGCCUGAGGGUGGCUUUGAUGAAAAUUUCUAUAUCGAUUACUACUCACUGUAAGAGGACGAUGAAGCUGAAGUGGUACUGAAGCGCGCACCAGCCAAGGUGGGAGCAGCCAUGGAUCGAUGGAGGGGGAUGCAGAAUAUGUUUGCUUCAUGCAUAAUGAAAUCUUCAGGUUAUCAGUUUCAUCUUUUGUUUUGUCCUUGAGGGACCUUUUGGCAGGAAAUGGUGUUGUUUAGGACCUUUUGUUCCUCCGUGACCUACUUACUUGGUCUCCUAUACAAUUAGCCUCGAGACUGCUUGUAAAUGGUGUUUGUUUAGGUAGAUAUGUGCCUUUGUUUAAUUGUGUUCUCGAUCCCUAAUUGUGGACUAGUGAGGAUGUAAUUGUAUUAUGGAUGUAAAUUGAUUUGUUCUUUGCC